Molecule: messenger RNA, 4279 nt
Organism: Lytechinus pictus (painted urchin)
Lineage: Eukaryota; Metazoa; Echinodermata; Echinoidea; Temnopleuroida; Toxopneustidae
Exons: 7
Coding region: 142-1011 (289 amino acids)
Molecular function (GO): ADP-ribose diphosphatase activity; NAD binding; NADH pyrophosphatase activity
Source: RefSeq, a predicted model, not a curated record
AGUCUAGUCAGAGCUUGAACGAGAUUAGACGGAGGCUCCUUUCGCAAUUUCCUACCCGAGCUGCUGAUUUACUGGUUUUCUCUUAUUUUCUUAUUUGACAUUGUCUUGAUUUUCUGCUGAGCAACCCAGACACCUUCAGAAAUGGAAGAAGAAAAUGGUCCAAAGAUCUUUACUGGCUCCUCUGAUGUAUUUUGUGGAAUCACAGUAGAAACAGAGUCACAGAACUGGAACACAAUGGAUGAAUUUAAAACAAUACUGACAGAUUCGCUUGAUCACUGGAAGGAGACUGGCAAGAGAGGUAUCUGGAUCAAAAUACCCUUACACCAGGCUGACCUUGUUGGCAUUGUUGCUAAGCUUGGCUUUGUGUUCCACCAUGCUCAACCAAGUUAUGUGAUGAUGACAAGAUGGCUUCCUGAAGAUGAACCCAAUAUGCUGCCAGGCUUUGCUACACAUUACAUUGGUGUCGGUGGCUUUGUUUUGAAUGAAAAUAAUGAGCUGUUAGUUAUUCAAGAGUUGUAUGCAAACAAACGGCAAUGGAAACUACCAGGAGGAGCCGCAGACCCAAAGGAAGAUAUACCAGACGCUGUUAGGCGUGAAGUCCUUGAAGAGACGGGGAUAUCUGCAGAGUUCAAGUCCAUCUGCUGUUUUCGUCACUUGCAUCAAUUUCGCUUUGGCAGAUCCGACAUCUACUUUGUGUGCCAUCUGCAACCUUUGACCUCGGAGAUCAAGAUGGACCCCAAAGAAAUAGCAGCAUGCACAUGGAUGCCCAUCAAGGAUUACCUGGAGCAUCCUGAUGUCAGUGAAGGCAACAGGUACUUUGCCAGGCAAUGCCUCACUGUUCUAUCUAAAGACUGUAAGGUGAAUCUUCGUCCAGAGAAAAACAACAAGGUGCUAGUAUACUCCAUCCUUCCCAAAUCUGUGGCCACUACAUCAGAAACCUCUUCCACUGACGAUGAACACAGAGAAAGCGCGAGUGACAGCAUGGAGAAAUUGUCGCUUGGAAAGAGUUGAUGAUUACCACAAUUCAUAUGUAAAACUGAUCAAGUUAUAGUUUUCAGUAUUCAUCUAUGUAAAAUAUAUGCCCAUUCCUACGAGACAUUUGUUUCAUAUUACCAAUCAGAAAUCCUUUUUUUUAACGAAUUUCAUAUUUCAUUGUCUUUCCUAGUGAACAACUGACCAUGGCAAAUAAAAGUGCACUUUGGCAUUUUGUCUGUCAAGUACUUUUUAAUCUGGUUUGUAAAGAAUGCUCAGGUAAUGUGAAAAUAUCAACCUUCAACACAUGGGCCUUCAAGCCCAUCUCCAGUUUAAAUACCAAUAUGAAUAUUUAUCUCUGAUUAGAUAUAUAAUGAAAAUGUUUGCUUUUCAUACAAAGGUACAUUUUGCAAUCUGAGAUCUGAUAUUACUCCCAUCUUUUCCAGAAAAUCUCAUUUAGUUUUUGCAAUUAGUGCAAGGAAUUUUUUUCCCAAAUAAAAGUCAAAGUCAUUUUUUUAAACCUAAUUAAGAUAGUGCAAUACAUUUUUUAUACCCUAAUUGGCCCUACCUUCUAGUCAUAAAAUCUCACAGAUAUGUAGUUUAUGGGAAAGAAUGAACACAUAACCAGGAUUCAAAUCUUUGACCAAAGGACUACUAGUAUUGUAGUCCUUACUUUACUUUCAUGUUUAUCUAUCUUCAUAUGGAAGUUUUCCCUUUGCCUUUAUAUUGACUAGUUCAAAAAUAAGAACUUGUAUUCAAGGUCUUUGGCAAACAAAAUUUUGGAAUUUAGAGGGAUUGUGAACAUCAUCGAAAGAAGGAAUUCCGAUUGUGAUCGAAUGUGAAGUCUACUAUUUAUAACUCUUUCUUGUGUAAUAAUACCUAACCUUUUUGAUGUAAUUGAAGCCUUCAAGUUUCUAAUAAAGCAGCGAAUCAUGAAAUCAGUGGGCAGACCAUGUAGCCCAGUGCAGCUGUGUAGAAUGUGUCUGUCAGAAGAAUUCUUCACAGUAUGGUGGUACCUUAUCACCUUCACAGUAUGCUGGUACCCUAUCACCUUCACUGUAUGGUUGUACCUAUCACCUUCACUGUAUGGUGGUACCCUAUCACCUUCACUGUGUGGUGGUACCCUAUCACCUUCACUGUGUGGUGGUACCUUUUCACAUUCACUAUAUGGUGGUGCCCUAUCACCUUCACUAGUUGGUGGUACCCACUCACAUUCACUAUAUUGUGGUACCCUAUCACCUUCACUGUUUGGUGAUACCUUAUUACAUCUGUAUGGUGGAACCCUAUCACCUUCACUGUAUGGUGGUACCCUAUCACCUUCACCCUAUGGUUGUACCUUAUCACCAUCACUGAAUGGUGGUACCCUAUUACCUUCACUUUGUGGUUGUACCCUAUCACCUUCACUGUAUGGUGGUACCUUAUCACCUUCACUGUAUGGUGGUACCCUUUCACCUUCACUGUGUGGUGGUACCCUAUCACCUUCACUAUAUUGUGGUACCCUAUCUCCUUCACUGUUUGGUGAUACCUUAUUACAUCUGUAUGGUGGUACCUUAUCACCAUCACUGAAUGGUGGUACCCUAUCACCUUCACUGUAUGGUGGUACCCUAAUCAGCUUCACUGUAUGGUGGUACCCUACCAACUUCACUGUAUGGUGGUACCCUUUAUCACCUUCACUGUUUGGUGAUACCUUAUCACCUUCACAGUAUGAUGGUACCUUAUCACCUUCACUGUAUGGUGGUACCUAUCACCUUCACUGUAUGGUGGUACCUUAUCACCUGCACUGUAUGGUGAUACCCUUUCACCUUAACUGUAUGGUGGUACCCUACCACCUUCACUGUGUGGUGGUACCCUAUCACCUUCACUGUGUGGUGGUACCUUAUCACCUUCACUAUAUGGUGGUGCCCUCUCACCUUCACUAUAUUGUGGUACCCUAUCACCUUCACUGUUUGGUGAUACCUUAUUACAUCUGUAUGGUGGUACCCUAUCACCUUCACUGUAUGGUGGUACCUUAUCACCGUCACUGAAUGGUGGUACCCUAUCACCUACACUGUAUAAUGGUACCUUAUCUUCACUGUAUGAUUGUACCCUCUCACCUUUGCCUUAUCACAAAAUCCCAGAUGUCUUGAUAAAUAAUUUAUCUCUUGUCUUGGCUAAGCUUGGGACAUCUUAAAGGAUGGUAAUCAGGUUAUCACCCACUGGGACGAAUGGAUGUUGCUACUAAAUGAUGUUCCCUCCCAAAGUCAUGUGAUGACUUCAAUUCAAAUAUCAGAGCCAUAUGAAUGCAGUAUUUUUGAUGGAUUUUAUAGAUUUAGCCUCACUUCUUCAGGGACUUUUCUAUUUCUUGAAAACGAGCAAUGGCAUUACUGCUCUGUUGAUUAAAAAGGUUUCAUAGAAUUUGCAGGGUAGUAUUCAGGGUUCUGCAUUAAUUUCACAUACAGUCUGACCUCUCUUAUCCGGCCUCCCCUUAACCGGAUCUUUCUAUUAUCCGGAUGCACACUUGCAGAGAUUUUUUUUUUCAAUCUAGUACGUGGGGAAAUUAGAUUUCAAUCUAAAAUCAAAAUUCCUAUAUGCUAACUCACUUUUAUUGCAUACAUUUUCCAAUAAAGUCUACCUACAACUACAUUAUUUUUUAUGAAAAUAUCUUGUGCAAAUUACCGAAAGAACUUAGACAACAUAGUUUUCCAGUAAAUCAGUUCACAGCGCAACCAUUUGUCACCUUCUCUUUUGUUUUUCAGGGAAAACACAAAACAACACGUCUUGCAUUAUGGACAGCGCCAUCUGUCAUGUUUGAGCCUACAGUUAGUAUAACAAUGGCUGACUUUGUGAAGCUGCAAUGCCUGCUGCGAUGAUCCAAUUUUCUAACUUAGUUUUGAGUCAUUCUUUUUCUUUCAAGGUAUGCUCGAUGUAUUCCUCAAUCAUUUCGGCAGGUAACUUAUCCAAGAGUUUUGGCAACCAAUUAAUUUCAUUUCCGUAAAAAAAAUGCCUAUGAUUUGUACUGACACUGCAGUGAAUACUGUCUAUGUACCGGUACGCCCACUACAAUAGAUUACGUGUAUUGGGGAGGCAGCUGCGUGUAUUUAAUAUUGGGUCUCCCAGAUCCUGAUAAAUCCCUUAUCUAUAUUGGUGCUGGUCCCAGCUUGUCCGGAUAAGAGAGGUCGGACUGUACUGUGAAGGCUGAAUGUAUUUGUUUUAAUAUUGUACAACCGCAACAAUUUUCACUUCCUGAUACAGUUUAUCCUACCAAAGUAAAGUUAAAUGCAAUAGACUUUAAUUCUUGUGUGAAUUUCACAUUGUGGAUUGCAAUUGC